Scatophagus argus is the source of this 5375-nucleotide messenger RNA. RefSeq names its product lysine (K)-specific demethylase 4A, genome duplicate b (gene kdm4ab). The record is from RefSeq and is a predicted model, not a curated record. The transcript is spliced from 23 exons. The coding region runs from base 27 to 3779 and encodes 1250 amino acids. Gene Ontology annotation, cellular component: nucleus. Gene Ontology annotation, molecular function: histone H3K36 demethylase activity; histone H3K9 demethylase activity. NCBI's taxonomy places the organism in Eukaryota, Metazoa, Chordata, Actinopteri, Scatophagidae. Gene Ontology annotation, biological process: chromatin remodeling.
GUAAACAAAAUCCGUGGUGCGUGUGCAUGCGUACAAGUGGCAAUGGACGGCAGUUAUCUGCACAUAGGGGACAAGCCGUCUUCUUUCUCUUCAGUUCAUACCUACUAUUUCUAUUGAUUACGAGGCAUUUACAACGUAAAAGAACAGCGUCUGAAUCAACCAAAAGGAGGUGUUUCCCAAAUUAUGAUCUACAGGAGGUGCUUUUGCAUUUUGGGAUGGCUUCGGACGCAGUUUUCCAAAGCCAUGGUUCCAGGAGGAUCAUGACUUUUUACCCCACUGCUGAAGAGUUCAAGAACUUCAGCCGCUACAUUGCAUAUAUGGAGUCCCAGGGGGCACAUAAGGCAGGCCUGGCUAAAAUUAUCCCACCAAAGGAAUGGAAGCCUAGAGGCUCUUACGACGACAUAGAUGAUUUGGUGAUACCUGCGCCCAUUCAGCAGGUGGUGACAGGCCAGUCUGGUCUUUUUACCCAGUACAACAUUCAGAAGAAGGCCAUGACUGUCAGAGAGUUCCGCAAGCUUGCCAACAGUGACAAGUUCUGUAGUCCACAUUAUGAUGACUUUGAGGAGCUAGAAAGGAAGUACUGGAAGAAUGUAACAUUUAACCCUCCCAUAUAUGGGGCAGAUGUUAAUGGAACCCUUUAUGACCCUGAAGUCAAAGAGUGGAACAUUUGCCAUCUAGACACCAUUUUGGAUACCGUUGAACAUGAAAGUGGCAUCACUAUUGAGGGUGUUAAUACACCCUACUUGUAUUUUGGCAUGUGGAAGACCACAUUUGCAUGGCACACAGAGGACAUGGACCUCUACAGUAUCAACUAUUUGCACUUUGGAGAGCCCAAAUCAUGGUACUGUGUUCCUCCAGAGCACGGGAAAAGAUUAGAGCGUUUGGCUCAAGGAUUCUUUCCUGGUAGCUCACAGAAUUGUGAGGCUUUUUUGAGGCACAAGAUGACUCUCAUCUCUCCCUCUAUACUGAAGAAGUAUGGAAUUCCAUUUGAUAAGAUUACUCAGGAGGCUGGUGAGUUCAUGGUAACUUUCCCCUAUGCCUACCAUGCUGGUUUCAACCACGGUUUCAACUGUGCAGAAUCCACCAAUUUUGCUACAGAGAGAUGGAUUGAGUAUGGCAAGCAAGCAGUUUUGUGCUCUUGUCGUAAAGACAUGGUGAAGAUUUCUAUGGAUGUAUUUGUAAAGAAAUUCCAGCCAGAUCGCUAUGAACAGUGGCUUGUGGGGCGAGAUGUAGCACCCAUUGAUCACUCGCGGCCAACCCCAGAGGCCAGGGAGUUUCUGGGGGAGUCCUUUAAUGACAUCAGCAGCAGCAGUAACAGUAACUCCACAGAGAACUGUGUGGAGGAUGGAGAGCGGAAGAGCACUACUCAGAGGAUAGAGACCAAGAGACAUAGAGUGUGUCUGGAGGUGCCUGAGGAGGUUGUUCCCAAAGAAGAGGAGGAGGAAGAUAUGGAGCAGUAUGGAAAGCGUCCCAGGCUAAGCCUUAUACCUCCACGUACUAUGUCACAAGAUGGCAAGAGAAAUAAAGGUCCGCCGAAGUUGGUUGUCACACCAACCAAGCUCACUUUGUUGGAUCCAUUUCACAGGGGCCUGACCCAAAGUAACAGUGAAAUGGGACGCCUCCCUCAUUAUACAAAGACUCGUGCCCCUGCGAUCUCAUCCCAGUCUCAGCCCAGAAAUGGACACCUGUCAGUUUCAGCAGCACCUACAUGGACAGAUGCUGCCGCUCAGCCUGCCCGCAAAAUGGGUGUAGCCAGCCUGCUCUUCCACAGGACUUUAAGCCCAAAAGACAUUCUUCAAGUUCACAGCUACACUCUAGAUAAGCAGCAGCAGCCUCACACACAACUGCAGGUACACAGCUAUGCCAGAGAACACCAACCCCGUCAUCUUCAGCACAAGACCUGUACACCAUCACACACCCAGGUUCAGACCUCAUUUCAGGCACCACGCUGUGAAAGAGCAGAGCCACAGCCAGAAACGAAGAUUGUUCUCACUGAAGUAGCGCCGAUUGAAUCCAAAGUAGAGAGUCUUCUGGAGCAGGAACAAAAGGAAGACAAACCUAAAACAUCCUUACCUGUUGAGGCUCAGGUUGACGUGGAGACGCCUGAAUGUGAGCUCACCAGCAAAUCUGCUUCCUCUCACACAACUCAACCCGCAGAGUUAAGCAAAACGGAAAUGGAGGCCCCCAAGAACAACAAGCGAAAGAGUAACCACUGCCCACUUGAGGAUAGUGGCAUUGUCAUCCUGAAAGACACCGUUCCUGUCAGGAAACUAAUACCUGAUGAGAUGAAGGUGAUCGCUCAGAAGCAACACCAGGUGUCAGAAGAGCAGUCAUACUGCAAGUCCAUUGUGAAGAAGCAACAGCAGCAGGCUGAGCUCAGUAAGCUGCCCCGUCAUCACCCACUAAUCAGAGAGGUGAACAGUGAUGAUGAUGUGUAUGUAGACAUGGAGGUUGAGCAAGAUGAGAAAGAGGAAUGGGCCAAGCCACUUACUCGGUUAUGGCAGUGUCGGCCAUAUAACCCUCAGGCAGAGAGAGAGUACAACAUGACCAUGGGCCAGCAGGCUCCCUACUGCUCCAUCUGCCUGCUCUUCCACGCUUACCAUCAGUCGGAGUCCGGUAAUGGGAGCCCCUUCGUGACGUUGGUGAACUAUCCAGGGGGCCGCCAGUGGUCCAAACCACUUAUUCCUGAAAUGUGUUUCAACACCCAAACUAGCAAGAUGAGUGACAGCGGCGAAGGACAGCUGUCUAACCCCCAUGUAGCAGAGGACGGGACAAGUCGGCUGGUCAGCUGUGCUCAGUGCUGCGUCCGCGUACAUACGAGUUGCUAUGGUGUGUCUGGAGAUGAAGCAGAGCUAGACAACUGGCUCUGCGCCCGCUGUGAGGCUGAUGCCGUUACAGAGGACUGCUGUCUGUGUUCAUUAAGAGGCGGAGCUCUGCAGAGAGCCAACAAUGAUAAAUGGGUUCAUGUACUGUGUGCCAUCACCGUGCUGGAAGCUCGUUUUGUCAACAUCACUGAGCGCGGGCCUAUUGACCUCUCUGCAAUCCCACUGCCACGGUUCAAACUGAAAUGUGUGUACUGCAGGAAACGGAUGAAGAGGGAGGUGAAGGGCUGCUGUGUCCAGUGCUCCCAUGGGCGCUGCUCCACAGCGUUUCACCCUACCUGCGCUCAGGCAGCUGGUAUCCUCAUGCACCCAGAUGACUGGCCAUUUAUAGUCUUCAUCACUUGCCACAGGCACAAAGCACCCAUCAUACCUGAGCGCAAUAAGACUUCCAUGCGGGAGCUGGCAGUGGGACAGAGGGUGAUCUGUAAAUACAAAAACGGCCGUUACUAUCACAGUGAGGUGCUGGAACUGAGCCCAACUACCUUCUACGAGGUUGUGUUUGACGACGGGUCCUACAGUGACAAUCUCUUCCCAGAGGACAUUGAGAACCGUGACUGCGUCCGGCUUGGACCUCCCACCAAAGGCGAAGCUGUUCAAGUGCGAUGGACGGAUGGGUUGAUAUAUGGAGCCAAGUUUGUAACGUCACACACCAUCCCUAUGUACCUGGUCGAGUUUGAGGAUGGAUCUCAAAUUUCUGUCAAGCGAGAAGACAUCUAUACUCUAGAUGAGGAUCUACCCAAACGAGUCAAGUCACGAAUGUCGGUGGCAUCAGACAUGCGAUUCGAGCUCUUCACACAGAAUGACGUCAAACAGAACUCCAAAAGGCAACGUGUCAUCAACUCUCGAUACAGAGAGGACUACAUCGAACCUGUCAUUUACAGAACCAUCAUGGAGUGACACAUUCUCCCCCUGCCUUCCCCCUCUUCAGCUCACCAUGGAGAGAUGCACCUCCAAGUCUUUGUUUCGCAUUCUGGUUUCUCUGUUUCUGGCUACUGCCAAUAGGAAUGACCAAGCGCCUCAUGCUCUUUUUUUUCUUUUCUUUUCUUCUUCCAUGGCCUGUGGGGCUACACAUUUAUAAACUACGGCUGGGACUUUGAAUGACUUGUGUGCAUUGAAUAAUGUUAUUAGACCUGUUUCUCAUCACACUCUGUGGAUUUUCUUCCUCAGUUUCAUUCUUUUUCUUUUUUCUCAGGAAGAAGCCAUUAAUGAAUUAUUAAAUACAGAAAAGGUUGGACUGUCUAACUGGGAAAUAAUGCUUGUUUUGUUUUUUUUUUGUUUUGUUUGUUUGUUUUUUUAUUUACCACAACAUUUAGCAGCAGUGAAUUAAAUUUAGCUCUACACGCAAUGGACAGCUUUUCUACUGAAAUGAUAUUUCUUCUAUAAAUGACCUUUUGUUCUUGACUUACAGAAUCAUGUUAUUUUCAUAAUAACUCAUCAUAAUAAUAUUUUGCAGUUAAAAAAAUAUAUGCAUGGGAAUGAGGUUUUUAAAGGAAGUAAUAGCAUCAGUUUUUUUUUGAUCAAGAAGAGUUAAACAAAGACAGAACUGUAAACCUUGAGCCAGUCAGAUAUUGACUACAGUGACAAUUUGAUUCCCCUCAAUUUGAUUAAUCCACAACUGUCUUUAAGUUGUAACCCCAAAGAAAUUACAUGAAGUCUCCAGGCUUUUUUGACACAUCUUCAGAUUCCAUGCUUUGCAUCUCAUGGUUCAUAAAUAUUUCUUCUCAUAGAUGUGUCAGCGUGCGUCUACUGUGAACAUAGAAGAAACCUAAUCCUGUUUAAAAGGCCCAAGCCUUAACAAUUCAAAGGGCCAAGAAUACUUUGUUUUUUCUUAAGCUGAAAGAUUAUUAGAACUAUUGUAAUUAAUGUUAUUAUUACACUUAAUUUAUGUGAGUGCAUUGAGUUUGAGAACAAAGCUAUUUUGUCAGGUCCUUUUCACAGUCUGUCGAAAACCUCAAAUGUAUUUAUAUUUAUUAUAUUGACAGGUUCUCAUACAUCCUGUUUUACAUUUUGAGGCUCACUUUCCUCUUUUGGGAUUGGAGAGCGUAAGUUGGCAAGUCCUUCAAAAAGCAAAAAGCACUUAAUGUUACCUCCUGCCACGGGACAUUUACUAUUUUGUAGACAAAAGGUCUUCAUUAAGAUGAGAUUUUGUUUUUCUUUUUUUUGUGCGUGUGUCCGAUUAAAAACUAGCUAUAGUGAUGAACAUUGUAACCAGGUUAUAGUUUUAUCCAAAAUAAACAAAAAAAGGUGGUAAGAGGAUCAUUUUCACACUUGAGCCCUUUGUAUCUGCUUUAAAAUGGUCUUUUGUGUAGAUAGUUAUGAAAAAUUCUGGUUUCUCAGCAGGAUGUGGUGUGCAGACACCUUUUAGCUUUAUCCAUUUGAUGACUGUUGUUCUCUGAUUGGUUUCAUUUGGGUUUAUGUCCAAAGUAGCAUUAACUCCCUUCACUCUUUGUACACAUCAACUGUUUGAGUAAAGUUUGCAGCCAGAAAAAGAAA